AUGCUGGUGAAGAUGCUGGUGUACGUGACGCUCGCCGUCGUCCUGCUGGCCGCACCGUUAUGCCGCGCAGAAGUCGAGUUCGAUGUCGGUGCGCGUAGCAAGCGGGGCCCGACCGUGGGACUGUUCGCGUUUCCUCGCGUUGGACGCAGCGACCCGGAGUUGGCGUCCGUCGAUUGGGAUCCGACGGCAGUGCUGCCAGCGGUCGACCUGGCCGACGACUACGAGGACUACCCCAUCCAGGAGAUCAAGCGCCAGGGGUUGGUGCCGUUCCCGCGCGUCGGCCGCUCCGGAGGUGGAGCCAAGUCGGAGCUGGGCGGAGCCGCGGCCCGCUACUGGUUGAUGGCCCGGGCGCUCCAGCAGCAGCAGCGAGCCCUCCAGCAGCAGAUGCUGAGCCAGCCGGGGCUCGUGAAGCGCGCCGGCGGCUCCGGGGCCAACAGUGGCAUGUGGUUCGGACCGAGGCUGGGCAAGCGGAGCCGCUCGGGGACAGCCUCCCAGGUGGGCAGCGCCGAGCAGCAGCAGCAACAGUUGGCCAAAGGCGACCAGCUGUAAGCCCCUCUUCAGCCUCGGCGUUUCGUCUCACUCCCAGUCUGCUGGCUCCAUAACGAGAAGGAUGAUUGGAUGACGCAAGGUUCCCGCCCUAUGUUUGCACCCCACUCCCAUUGUUUCCACCCCGCGCGACCACCAACCAGAACGAACCUCUCGAAGGGAAAACUACGUUAGUGCAGAGUGCUGAAAGACUUUUGCGUGAAGAACGAAGGUAAUGGUUAAAGAUCGUGCGUGAUCGAGCCACCAUUUGUCAGUUCGUUAGGACGGAAUGAAUAUGCGAUGGUGAAUUAUGCGAGCGAAAGGUAAAGGAUGUAGGCGUAACGACUGCAAAUGGAAGGGUGAACACCUGGCGCAAACCGUAUUUAGGGGAGCCGGAGAAACCUUCGAAGGCUGGAGGCAGCUGCCCGCAAGCUGCCUGGUUUCUCUCCGGCCCGCCCCCCCCGCCACCCCCUCGCACAGCUUCUCCCUUCGAAUGGUUCCCGCACCAAAAGCAUGGCCCAUUUCGGUUCCCCUUCCUUCCCCCCCGUCUGAUUAAAGGUAGAUAAAACCAGGCUCCCCCACUCCUCUCUAGGCCGCCCCACUCUCUGUGUCGGCAGUUACGGUAGUUGUUAGUAGUGACUAGAAGAAAACAAAAAAACCAAACACAUGGCGGUGAGCUGGGGCAAGACACACAGAAAAAUUGAGACAUUUAUGGAAAAUGAGCAUAACAAAACAAACAAAAAAAUGCAUAUAUGUAUGAAAAGAAACUAAACAAACAAACAAUCCCAUACUACAAACGA
Messenger RNA from Anopheles coustani, 1325 nucleotides. It is a transcript of the gene Capa, whose product is annotated as cardio acceleratory peptide 2b. Gene Ontology annotation, biological process: neuropeptide signaling pathway. The coding region runs from base 1 to 549 and encodes 182 amino acids. NCBI's taxonomy places the organism in Eukaryota, Metazoa, Arthropoda, Insecta, Diptera, Culicidae. The transcript is spliced from 3 exons. The record is from RefSeq and is a predicted model, not a curated record. Gene Ontology annotation, molecular function: neuropeptide hormone activity.